UACUUGAGAACGUUAUUCUUCAAAUUUGCCAUGUUCUGUGUGAGAUCUAUUUUUACACACUUGCGAUUUCGGCAAAUGCAAAAUAGAAUUGUUGUUCCCCUUCAACGAGUCGUAAAUAUUAAGCAAUUCGAUACUCACAGAAAUUUUAGUUUAGCAGCAGAAGAAGACGAAUCAGACCGUAUCAUUAAUGAGCUAUGUAAAGGGGAUCGCGAACGAGAGAAAAAACUUAGAAUACUCAUGCUAGAAGUAGAAGUAAUGCGACAAGACGGGCGAUGCGCCCCCGAUACGUUACUGAGCAAACAUUGGUCGCAUUUAAUGCAGCUAGAGUCCAGAAACCAACGAAGUAAAUACUUACUAUACCUUUUUAAAACUGAGAAAGCUAAAGAAAAUGAUAAAGCAAGAAAAGAAGCUAGAAAAAAAGAAUUGGAAGAGUUUGAUCCAGAACAAAGUAAGGAAUUUCCUGAUGACAUAUUAUAUGGAAUACAGAAUCAAUCAUUGUUCUUGCGUAUUAGAGAUCAGUCUAUAAACAACUUUGAUAACUACAGGGCAUUGCAAGCUCUUAUGUAUAGUCAGCCACUAAUUUUAGAUUGUUCUUAUGAAGAACACAUGGUUCACAAGGAAAUAUUGAAUGCUGCAAAACAAUUGACUUAUGUAUUUGGAGAUAACAGAAUACACAAAGAUCCUUUUGGGCUUCAUUUGUGCAAUGUUAACUUAGAAGGCCCUUUGAUGAAGCAAUUCAGAAUUAAUGUGCCAUCAGUGGAUGAACCAUGGUUUCCCAUGGAGAUUCACUCAAAAAGUUACAAUGAUAUUUUUCCCAAGGAUAAAUUAGUAUAUUUGACUCCACACUGUCGUGAGGAGUUGACUACAUUUGAUGCUGAUGCUAUUUAUAUUGUAGGAUGUAUGGUUGACAAGGUAAACAAUGAACCACUUUCCUUAGCUAAAGCAAAAAGAGAUGGAAUAAAGAUGGCAAAGUUACCACUUGACAGGUAUUUAGAAUGGGCACCUGGUUCUAAAAAGAAUUUGAACAUAAAUCACAUGGUACCAAUAUUACUUGACCUAAAACUUACUAGAGACUGGGAGUUUGCACUAAGGCAUAUUCCAAGAAGAAAACUUAUGGAAACAAAAAUAAAGGCUAUUCAAAAAAAAUUAAAAAAUCCCAAGUUAAGAGAAGAGGUUUAUAAAUCCAUUUCAAAUAUGGGUUUCAAGGACAAAAAAAUAAAAGCAAGAAAAACAUUGUACUAUGAUGAUGAAAAAUUAUAAAUUUGUAAAGUUAAUUGAUU
Hyposmocoma kahamanoa is the source of this 1280-nucleotide messenger RNA. It is a transcript of the gene rswl, whose product is annotated as mitochondrial ribonuclease P protein 1 homolog. NCBI's taxonomy places the organism in Eukaryota, Metazoa, Arthropoda, Insecta, Lepidoptera, Cosmopterigidae. The coding region runs from base 31 to 1260 and encodes 409 amino acids. Gene Ontology annotation, cellular component: nucleoplasm; mitochondrion; nucleus. The record is from RefSeq and is a predicted model, not a curated record. The transcript has 5 exons. Gene Ontology annotation, molecular function: tRNA binding. Gene Ontology annotation, biological process: positive regulation of mitochondrial translation; mitochondrial tRNA 5'-end processing.